Prunus persica (peach) is the source of this 1681-nucleotide messenger RNA. RefSeq names its product LON peptidase N-terminal domain and RING finger protein 2. The coding region runs from base 469 to 1155 and encodes 228 amino acids. The transcript is spliced from 6 exons. NCBI's taxonomy places the organism in Eukaryota, Viridiplantae, Streptophyta, Magnoliopsida, Rosales, Rosaceae. The record is from RefSeq and is a predicted model, not a curated record.
GCGAGUCCACGUACUCGAAAUGCCGGAGGAGAGAAGACCCCAACAACAAACAAAGACAGAGAGAAAGCCACUGAGACUUGAAUUCAUACAAAACAAAAAAUUGUAUGGAAACAAAAUUGGAAUUGAAUUUCCAGGAAGUCGCAUAACAAAAAGGGCGAUUCUACGAGAACCCAAAAGAGAUUUUCUGAUUUUCUCUCUCUCUCUCUCUCUCUCUCUCAAUCAGUAGCGAAAACUUGGAAAGAAAAGAAAGACGGAAAAGGAAAAGAGAAAGAUACAUCGAACUUUCUACGCAUCCUUGUCCCCCUCACCGUUCUUAUCUUUUUCUGCUUCUUCUCUCUGUCUAUAAAUUGAUUGAUUGCCAUAAUAUAAUUUCUGUUCAACCCAUUUUGUGCUUUGCAUCAAAACACCUGUUCUUGAUUCUCUCGCUCCGGGUCUGACUCUAAAGGAUUUUGACCUUUUCACGGUAGCAUGGCCUCACACUCAUUAGGGCAAUUUACAGAAGGGAAAGUGAGGAAUUCUCAAAGGGGGAAGAUGCCACUAACUGUGGACCUCAACUAUCCAGCUCCUUGUGAGGACAUGGUUCUAAAUGCCAGAUUUACUUGGGACAAUAGUCAACAAGGUCAAGAUGAAGCACAUAGUCGGUCAGAACCACAAGCUUCACAUGAUUGUGAGGUCAUUGAUGAUGAAGUUGUCAUAAUUUCCCCAAGGAUAUAUGCCCAAGCCAAGAAUAACUCCAGUAGAAACCUGGAGGUGCGGGAUGUGCCUCCUACAAAUACAGAACAGCAUAAUGGCCUUUCAGAUGUGGCUGCUCAAACACAUCUAAUUCCUCUUCAUUGCCACAAGCGUAGAAGAACUUUACGAAAUCAAGCAGUUUUAAAUUGGGAGCUCCACUUCAGCUCUGAAGACAGUGAUGCAAACAAGACAAAGGAAGUGCCUAUUCCAGAACUUCCUCAGAGCACGCCACCUCCAGAGACACCCGCCUUCAGCUGCCCAAUAUGCUUGGGCCCGUUGAGCGAAGAGACAUCAACAAAGUGUGGUCACAUCUUCUGCAAGAUGUGUAUUGAAGCCUCAAUAAAAGUUCAGCACAAAUGCCCAACUUGUCGUAAAAGGCUUAGAAUGAAAGACACUAUAAGGGUCUACCUUCCUACCAAGUGAUUGCAGAGCGGUUAGGUACCAUCAUGGGAAAAGGAAAAUUUUGGCGAAGAUUGCACAAGAUCUAUUGAUUACCCUAGACCUUAUUAUGUUUGUAAUAAGGGUCUUCAUGCUGUAUCGGGGCUGCUAGUCAUUGAACUUAUAGGUUAGCUAGCUCAGGCAUUUGUAAAGUUCAGAAUAUCUCAGUUUCCCAAACAUUCUAACAGUGGGCUUUGUCAAAAUGGUUUCUUUAUAACCCUCAUUAUGGCAUUUUGGUGUUUCUAUAUUGUGCUAGUAAAAUUCUUUGUUUCCUUGGACGUUGAGGAAUAUUAGAUCCUAAUUGGACAAUGUAUUUUUUUUAAAAAAUUUAUAGUAUCUGUUUUGGGUUAGUAGACAGCAGGCAGCAGUGUUUACUGAACCACGAUAGUAAGCAAAUGCUUCCAACAACCUGUUACUGCCUCUUGUAACCUUGUAACCUUGUUGCAUUUCUGAUAGAAAAAUAUACUUUGUAUUUGUGUUGAACUAUUAAAAGUUUCAGACUAGCAGUUAA